AUGUCCACCGAGCACCUGCUUGGAGACAUCAGUGUCAUCCUCGACGCCCUCAUAGGCACAGAGAACGCUCCCCGACAUGCUGCCGAGGCGCGACUCUCCGAGCUCACGGUGCGCGUCCCCGCUGAGCUCCUCCUCCUCUUUGCACAAGUCGGUGCACAAGGUGUAGGCGGCUUUCAGGUCGAUCAACGACUCCUCUCGCUCAUCCUCCUUCGACGCAUCGCAUUCCGGGAACACCCGGGCAUCGCGCUCGACCCAGCUGCCCCGUCGCCGACAGCCCCGUUCGAUGUCAUCCCAGAGAACACACGAGAGCGUAUUGAACGUGUGCUGGAUGCGGGUCUCGAAGACGAGAUGGACACCCGCCUCCGAAAGGGGCUUGGCGUGUGUGUUGGCGAGUGGGUCAAUGCGAGCGAGCGCAGGCAACGUCCCUCCGUGUCGCUCCCCGACGUUCUCCUCAAGCUCGCUGCUUCGCCCCGCCCAUUCCAUCGCUUCACCCCCUUCCAGAUCCUCGACGCCGCACCUUCUCUCUUGAGUGACAAGCACUCGGGACAGCCCGUGGGUGCGCGCAAGGCCGCCGAGCUGCUUCUGGGCGGCAUCAACGACCCAAGUGUCGACGUCCGCAUCGAGGCGCUCAAGGCGACCCGUGGUGUGCUGCACGACGGCAUGACGGCCGACGACCGCGCAGCGUUCGGCUCGGGUCUGGUCGGCGCGGCCUUUGAGGUUAUUCCAGUGUUACCUCUUGAUGUCCUGGAGCACGCUCUCGAGCCAAUGAUCGACAUUGCAUCGUCCUUCCCCGACCUCUUCCGUCCCUCCCUCCAUGCCGUCGUCCCUUAUCUACUCAGCUGUAUCGCCCCACCCGCAACACUCGAGGGCCACACGUUCACCCGCUACGCUCACCGCGAAAUGGAGUGGAACAGCUGGUGCGAUAUGGGCAACAUGGCCUUUGAGGUACUGUUCUCGCUCGUCAUUGCCGACCCAAGUGACGUCGUGCGCUGGGAGGGCGGGUACUUUGUGAGCGACGUUGUGGGGUCGCUCAUCGGCCGUCAAGUGGCUUCCUUUGCGCUGGAGGACGACCACUGCCAGGAAUGGCUCGAGGAGACAGAUCUCGAGGAGGAAGACGAUUCGUACCCGGCAUACGCCGAGGAGAUGCUUGGCCGCCUGUCACAGAUCCUCAAGGAUCACUAUGUGAUCCAUGCCGUGGGCGGAGUGGCCACCGCGCUCAUGAAGCGCCCAGAAUGGAGGGCAAAGUACUGCAGCUUGACAGCGCUGGCCUGCGUCUCGGUAGGCUGCUACCAGGUGAUGAAGCCCGAGGCAAGAGGACUGCUCGAACUCAUUUCGCCCGCGGCGGUCGAUGCCCACCCCCGAGUGCGGUACGGCUUCCUCUACUGCAUCAGCCGCAUGUCCUCCAACCUCGAGGGCGUGAUCCAGACCGAGUACGCCGACGCGGUACUCAACAUUGCCCUUCAGCUGCUGGGCGAUGAUGCUGCCCGAGUGCGUGAAGCUGCGGCUGCAGCCAUCGUGCACUUCUUCGAGUACCCAGAUACCCCAUUGUUCGAGGACAAGCUCAAGGCCAUCCUCACCGCCCUUGUCACUGCCUUCCUCCAGCGCGGACCGCUGUAUAUCCAGGAGCAGGUGCUUUCUGCCAUCUCCACGAUCGCGACGCACUCGCACGAGGUAUUCCUCCCCUAUUACCGAGACAUUAUGGACAUCAACCUCAAGAUCCUGACGGCGACGAACACGACAGAGAAGGAGCAAAAAGUGGUGGGACGUAGCAUGCGGUGUGCAAGCUUGAUAGGACAGGCGGUGGGCAAGGAGACCUUCUUCAAAGACGCUAUCCCCCUCAGCCAGGCGCUGUUGGUUAUCCAGAACCAAAUAACAACGCCCGAGGACGUUCGCAAGGGGUACCUUGCAGAUGCGUGGAUCGUCAUUGCCGAGGUCCUGGGUCGUGACUUUGCCCCCUUCCUCCAGUUUGUUGUCCCACCUGUGAUCAAGGCGGCAAGCUACACCCCGACGCAGACGCCUACCAAUAUUCUGGAAGACGAGCCCGAGGAGAAUGGCUACGACCAAGCGACGUCUGCCGAGGCGCAGGAGAAGGAGGAGGCCUUUGGCCAGCUCACAGUCUACGUCCACGAGAUGCGUGCUGCCUACGCACCAUACCUCGCCGACACUAUGCGCGUGGCCCUUGACGCGAUCCAGUACCAGUGGUCUGACGGCGUGCGCGAGGCUGCCAAGGACGCCAAGAUCUGGAUUGCCGACGCAUCCAACCUCGAGAGCAUGUUCCGCACACUAAUCAACGCGAUCCCACACGAGCUCGAGGCGUCCGGCGUUGGCCAGCUGUACCAGUCCAUCGGCGACUCGCUGCGCGUCCUCGAGACCCCGCUCCCAGACACCAACACCACCCACCUCGCCAAGGCAACUCUCCAAUGGCUCGAGGGCGUGCUUGAGCGCCGUCGCCAGCGCGCGGCCGAGGCGGCUCGUCCCGAGCGCGCCGACUUUUGGCUGUGGGCCGACGAGGAACAGUACGAGGAGGCAGCAGAGGACGAGGCCAUGAACUGCAUGGACAAGACGUUUGGCCGGAUUGUCCGGCAAGACCAGCACGCUCUGGCGUCCAUGAGCCAGAUUGUCGAGAUGGCCGGGCGCGUCAAGGCCGCGGCGUGUGCGUGGGGCGAGGAAGAGUGA
This is a messenger RNA of Apiotrichum porosum, 2676 nucleotides long. RefSeq lists its product as uncharacterized. The record is from RefSeq and is a predicted model, not a curated record. The coding region runs from base 1 to 2676 and encodes 891 amino acids. Gene Ontology annotation, cellular component: nucleus; cytoplasm. Gene Ontology annotation, biological process: protein import into nucleus. Gene Ontology annotation, molecular function: nuclear import signal receptor activity. The transcript is spliced from 13 exons. NCBI's taxonomy places the organism in Eukaryota, Fungi, Basidiomycota, Tremellomycetes, Trichosporonales, Trichosporonaceae.